UAUAAAUACAAGUUGCGUUUUAAAAGAAAAUCAUGUUUUUAUUGUGCCUGAUUUGUAUUUAAAACUUUUGAAAAUAAAGUUUUUUUAAAAAAUGAUUUGGAGAAAUGUUUACUGUUUGCUGCAAAUGCUAUCUGCAUUGACAGUGGUUACUAGUUUCAAUCGGUUUCCAAAUCUUUUAUCUGAAAUGAUGGUUGUUGCAAUGAGCGAUGUUGCACAUCCUUGUAAUGAUUUUUAUAAGUAUGUUUGUGAUAAUUGGACAAGGAAUUUCCCUAGACCUAAUUAUUAUCCAGUCUGGUCUCCAGAGGAAUUAACUAUGGACUACUUAAUUGAUAAAAUUAGAGAAGUCUUAGAAAGUCCAAAUGUUGACCACAACUAUUUUCAUGUGUAUAAGGAAAAACAGUUUUAUGAUUCGUGCAUGGAUACAGAUAUAUCGGUAACGGAAGGGAGAAGAUUGUAUUCACAAAUAAAAUCAGAAAGUGAACAAGCAAGGCCACAUUGGCAAAAUGUUGCUGAAUAUUAUGCUAGUAAAAUUGGUGAAGUUUCACUAUUUCAUAUUACACUAAAUUCUGAAAACCAAUUAGUGAUUACUAAACCAGUUAAUACGGAAGUAAACAAAUUAUUAAGCGGAAAACUAGGCAGAAGUUUAUUGGUUGACUAUUUAAACAAUAACAAACAGAAUCUAAUAUAUCAUCGACAUCCAGAAUCCGAUUGGAAUUUUGAAGAAGAAUUUUACAAUUUUUUAUCUGAUUUAAAGGAGCUCCUUACAAAUCCCAAGUCACUGUUAAUAACAGUUAGUAUUCAAGAGUUACAAGAAAUGUAUGAUAACAAUUGUUCUUCAUUAGGUUCAUCUGUAUCAAAGAUUGAAUGGCAUAGACUUCUUCAAAAACUUUCUGAACCUGAUAUUAAUUUAGAACCUUCCUUUCAAUUACUGAUUGAUUUUGAAUAUGUAAAAGGAUUAUGUGCAUUAUUAAGUGAUACACAAGAUGAUGUAAUCGUACGAUAUUUACAAUUUAACUUCCAAAUGUCUUAUGAGACGUUGUUUCAUUUAAAUAUUUUUAACAGCGCAACUGGAGAAGAAAUGACCCCAUUGGAGAGGUCUGUAAAAUGUAUCACCAUGAUUCCAAUAACUACUGGAUUUUAUGAAAUAUUAGCGGAUAGUGACGAAUUCUAUGAAAGAGAAGAAUUUUUAAAUGACCUGGUUGAAAGAAUAAAAUACGAGUUAAAAUUAGAAAUCAGAAAUAGUUGGAUGGAUGUUCUUUCAAAACGAAAAGCAUUAAAAGUGGUAACAGAUUUAUCACUUCAUAUUAGCAAACUGAAUUUUCCAACACUAAGAAAGGAAAUAUCAACAACUUCAUACGGUUUUGACGUUACUACCGUUUCUUUGCUAAAUUGGAUCAAUUUUAAAAAGGCUCAAAUGGUAUACAAAUUUGAAUUAUCUCUAAUUCAUUCACAAACAAAAAGAAGAAGAAAGAGGCAUUUGAUAAUGAAUGCAUUUUAUGAACCAAAUAAACAUCGAAUACUGAUUUCUCCGGUAAUGUUGUUUCCACCAUUGUUUUCCUUAAAUGCACCAAUAGCCUAUAAUUUUGGAAGACUGGGAGUUACAAUAGGACAUGAAAUUUCUCACGCAUUUGAUUACCAUCGUUUAGAUCCAAAAUUUGGGUAUACUUUUCAAUCUAAUCCAUAUCUGAAUUCUACAUUUCAAGAGAAAUUAAAAUGUGUAUCUGAUCAGUAUAUCAGUCUAAUGGUACCAACGAGUACCCUCGUUGAAAAUAUGGCUGAUAUACAAGGAAUAAAAUUAGCAUACAAAGCAAUGCAGCGCUACUUUAGAGAUCAUCCAGAAGCAGUUAGGAGGAAUGGCUUUCAACAUUUCGAACACUUUGAUAAUAAUAAAAUAUUUUUUGUAUCCUUUGCAAAUAAAUUUUGUGAAACUCGUGAAUUACCAAUGCCUGUUACAACUCAUUCACCAAAUGAUAUGAGAGUUAUUGGAAGUCUACUAAAUAUGAAGGAAUUUGGAGAGUCCUUUGCUUGCCCAGAAAACACACUUAUGAAUCCUACUAAAAUAUGCGAUUUUUGGGAGCCAACAUAUAAUCCAAAUAUGAAUUUAUGCUCAAAUUUUAAUUGCCUUCGGGUAAAGUAAAAAAAAUUCUAAUUUACAUGUAUAUUCUACUGUAUUUAUCUAAAGAGAUAAAUGAAAUGUAUCGGCAUAUAUAAUUACCAAUAAAAUGUAUUAAAAAAGUGA
Messenger RNA from Leptopilina heterotoma, 2239 nucleotides. Its product is annotated as neprilysin-3-like. Gene Ontology annotation, biological process: protein processing. Gene Ontology annotation, cellular component: plasma membrane. The coding region runs from base 92 to 2137 and encodes 681 amino acids. The record is from RefSeq and is a predicted model, not a curated record. The transcript has 18 exons. Gene Ontology annotation, molecular function: metalloendopeptidase activity. Lineage: Eukaryota; Metazoa; Arthropoda; Insecta; Hymenoptera; Figitidae.